UGUACUUCGUGCUUCUUGCUUCAUGCUUCGAGCUGCUUGCGGCGGAGCUUCCAACAAUGUGUGGCCACCGUGCAGAUUAUGAAAUUUGCCAUUGCCAACAACGCAACGCGAUGCGAGGGGGAAGGAAAAAGAGAAUCAAAAACACGGGGGAGAAUGCCAUGCGGCCAGCAGCAAUUUAUAUGAUUGCAUAUUAUUGCGUUUUACAUAUAUCAGACCUCUUUGAUUCACUCCUGUGCGUGCAUCUCGGCGGACCGCCAGUGAUAUAUAUAUAUAUAUCUACCUAUUUACUUCUCUCUUUAUAUAUAUGUAUAUAGAGAGGCAUAUAUGCCACUCUCACAUUCCAACAAGCGGAUGACAGGAGAGGAGGUAAAAUGAUGUUCAUCGCUUGCCUGAUGGCCGUGGCCAUCGCCCCGGGCCUUGUAUCAUCAACGCCAACUCCAAGUUCCAGGGAAAUUCUUGCCCCCCGCCGCGCCGUAAGCAUCCAACCCGGCCAACUCAUAAUAGACACUUUCGCCCGCCUCCAGCAACCCAGCCAACCUGGCUUCAAUGAAACCACGACCAGUACCGCCGCCUCCGCCUGUGCUCUGAGCCCUAACUUCGACGCCUCUGCCUCCGAACCCACCGCGCCCCUCGCAUACAUCAACCCCGCCCUCCUCCACGAGGGUCAAGGAAACAGCAACAGCAGCAGCAGCAGCAGCAAAUUCAAAAGCAACAGCAGCGCUAGUGCCAGUGCCAGUGCCAGUGCCAGUGCCAGUGCCAACGGCACGAGCCUCUGCGGCGCCUCCAUCAUAGUUAUCAACCCGUUUUUGACCAAGGCGAUAGCCGCGACGGUUGGGGGCGGUUGUGGGAACUGUUCGCUGUAUGAUCUUGAACUGUCGGAGGUGGCAUGGCGGGAGUUGACGGGGACGGGGCCAGUUAGGGAGGGAGGAGGGGAGGAGGGGGAACCUGAGGGGUUGAAACCGGGCUCUGUGUGGAAAGCUAAAAGAGAGAAUAUUAGUGUUUCUAUUCAGUGGAUGAUUUCACCACUUUUAUCAGCCAACAGUGGUCCACAGGUGUCGCUCGAUAUCGGUCAGAAACAAAGUCUGAAUACGAGUCAGGCUUCAAAUACGUCUAACAAGGCGCGUGUUCCCGUCUCUCCUGGAAUGCGCCAAGUGCGAAUAUGGGAAUCAUGGCAGAAGGAGAGGGGGUAAGGGAGAUUGCUAGAAUUAUUUUUUUAGGGGGGAAUUGGAUCUGUUAUCUAUUGCACAAUUUGACAUCACCCAUGUUUAUUUCUAUCAUCAUCUUUCUGUAUUAUUAUUCUUUUUCUUCACCUUCCUUUUUAUCAUUAUAAGAUUUCCCCCUGGAAUUGAUAUAUAUAUUUGUUGCCUUUUUACCCCCUUGUCCCAACUAAUCAUGCUACAAAGGACAAAACAGGCCCAUGACCCAUCUGCCAUACGGUAGUCGUCAGAAAAUUUCCAUCUUGCUCAAACAGCCUCGCCCAAAUCUAUGUGCAGCGCACACAGACGAAGCGCAGUGAGCGGCUUAACUCAACUCAUCUCGCCCGCUAGCCAGCCAGCAUAACAUGACACGCCGCCCUUGGGCGGAGAUAUUAGGCGGGAUAAAAGGGGAUGGAUGGCGGGUAUGUCAGAAGUGACAUGCUUUGUUUUUGUUCACCUUCAUCAUAAAUAUAUACAUAUAUAUAUGUACCUUGAUUUUGCGCCCCUUUGCUCCAAAGUCCAAGGCGCGUUUUCGUCUUCCCAAGUGUGUGUAUCAUUCAAUCAAUCAAGCCAAAGAAGUAGGAAAACAGGGAAAACAAGGCAAGAAGAGGAGGGAAUAAAAAAAAAAAAAAAAAAAAAA
Messenger RNA from Blastomyces dermatitidis ER-3, 1836 nucleotides. RefSeq lists its product as uncharacterized. The transcript is spliced from 4 exons. The record is from RefSeq and is a predicted model, not a curated record. Bases 372 to 1190 code for a protein of 272 amino acids. NCBI's taxonomy places the organism in Eukaryota, Fungi, Ascomycota, Eurotiomycetes, Onygenales, Ajellomycetaceae.